AUGGCGGCUGCCGCACCCGACGACUUGGAAAAAGCCGUGGCACCCACCACCGGGCAACCACCCGCGGAUGAUACCAACAUCCCGCCGGAAGAAGAAGAAUUCCAACCCCCCGACGGCGGGCUCCUCGCGUGGUCACAGGUCCUCGCGGGCAUCUUCAUCAACAUGCUGGCAUGGGGCUACCCGUCGACGUUCGGCGUGUACCAACUCUACUACCGCGACACGCUGGGCCUACCAGAGGCGCAGAUCGCGUGGAUCGGAUCGCUGCAGACCUUUUUGGCGUUUGCGCUGUGCGCCUUCUCGGGCCGGCUGGCGGACGCGGGCUACGUCAGGUCGACGAUUGUGGUCGGCUCGGGGUUAGUGGUAUUCGGGACGUUCAUGACGAGUAUUUGCACCGAGUACUGGCAGAUCUUUCUCGCUCAGGGGUUAUGCACGGGGAUUGGACUGGGUGUGAUUUUCAUGCCGCCGUUGUCGGUGAUCAGUUCGUAUUUUGUGACGAAGCGGUCCUCGGCGCUGGCGAUUUCGGCCACGGGGACGGGGUUCGGCAGUGUGAUUUUCCCGGCCACGAUCCAAUAUCUGAUCCCGCGGAUCGGGUUCCCCUGGGCAGUGCGGUGCGCGGCGUUUGUGGCUCUGUUUGUGGCCACGGUGUCGGUGGUGAUGCUGAAGCCGAAACUGCGGCCGAGGCGAUCCGGGCCGAUUAUCGAGUGGGAAGCGUUCAAAGAAGGACCGUAUCUGCUGUACAUGCUCGGCGCUUUUCUCUUCUUUUGGGCGCUUUACUUUGGCUUCUUUUACAUCAACGCCUACGCCCGCAACGUCAUCCAUUUCUCCACCACCGACUCCGUCCAGCUCCUCCUCAUCACCAACGGCAUGGGCAUCCCCGGCCGGCCCGUCACAGGCUACCUCGCCGACCGCUACUUCGGCCCCAUCAACCUGUACGCCUUCCAGACCCUCGUCAUGGGCUGUCUCAUCUUCGCCUGGACGGGCGUCACCACGCGCACGGGCAUGUAUGUCUUCGCCGUCUUCUUCGGCCUGGCCAUCGGUGCCGCCCAGGGGUUGUACGCGGGAUCGCUGGCCAGCUUGACCAAGGACCCGCGGAAGAUGGGCACGCGGUUCGGCAUGGUGUGCACGUUGGUGGCGUUUGCGUCGCUAGCGGGGCCUCCGACGGCCGGGGCGAUUAUUGAUAAGUCGGGUGGGCGGUACUUGUAUGCGCAGGCGUGGGCUGGGAGCGUGAUUGUGCUGGCGGCGAUGGUGUUUGCGGCGUGCAGGUGGGCGGUUACGGGGUGGAAGUUGCGGGUGAAGAUUUGA
Dichotomopilus funicola is the source of this 1302-nucleotide messenger RNA. RefSeq names its product major facilitator superfamily domain-containing protein. Lineage: Eukaryota; Fungi; Ascomycota; Sordariomycetes; Sordariales; Chaetomiaceae. The record is from RefSeq and is a predicted model, not a curated record. The transcript is spliced from 2 exons. Gene Ontology annotation, biological process: transmembrane transport. Gene Ontology annotation, molecular function: transmembrane transporter activity. The coding region runs from base 1 to 1302 and encodes 433 amino acids. Gene Ontology annotation, cellular component: membrane.